AUGGUUGCUUUCCCUAUGAUCGGCGCUGGCCCCUACGGCACAAGCCAAAAAUCAGCUCGCUCAAGCUCAACCGACGCACCAAAGCUCGAUGCAAUGGAAAUCGAAAAUAUUUUCCAACAAAUCAACUCCUCCCGAGAAGCCUCAGUAAAUUCCUCGAGCCGCUUCGGAUGGUUCUCGCGACACAACAAAUUCCACCGUCGCGGCAAAUCUGAAUCUAAGUAA
This is a messenger RNA of Penicillium argentinense, 222 nucleotides long. RefSeq lists its product as uncharacterized. The transcript has 2 exons. The coding region runs from base 1 to 222 and encodes 73 amino acids. Lineage: Eukaryota; Fungi; Ascomycota; Eurotiomycetes; Eurotiales; Aspergillaceae. The record is from RefSeq and is a predicted model, not a curated record.